This is a messenger RNA of Aedes albopictus (Asian tiger mosquito), 6000 nucleotides long. Its product is annotated as mucin-2. The record is from RefSeq and is a predicted model, not a curated record. Lineage: Eukaryota; Metazoa; Arthropoda; Insecta; Diptera; Culicidae.
UGCUGCUACUACGGCGACGACGACGUCUACCACGGACGGCGACGACGACGACGUCCAUGGUUCGGAAACCGCACAUUGCGCUGCAUGGUUAGGGGUUUAAAGCCUUUCUUUUCGCCCAGCUGCAGAUCCCAUUCAGUCUCGAAUCAGACGCGCUGCGAGACAGAUCCAUCUUUCCCAGAGUUAAGGGGUUUGUGCACCGUGGUGUUGUGGUGUCACUUUUGUCCCAGAAGUGCUGAAGUGUGGUUUAAUAAUUGAUUCUACUGGUGUUCUGGAAGUCCUAUACUGGAUUCUAGUUUUGAGAACAAAUUUGGCUUGGCGUUCUGGGGUCACUGGAGUUCUAUGAUCAUCGAAAAAUAAUUACCCAAGUCUUACGGAAAAAAAGUGCGUGCUAGAAUGUGAUUCAGAAGGCUGACUUGACUUGACCUUCCCAAAUGCUUGUGACGGAUUCAGUGCGAGAAGAAAGCUACUCGGCCCGUAUGAAAAGUGAAAAAGCAAAACAAACGAAACAGCAAAAGCCACAAAGUCGGAGAAGAAGUCAAAACAUGUCCAACUAGCGGCCGUCAAUGGUAAUGGUUGUCCGAAGUGUGUACCCCGUACUAAGAGUUUGCAGUGCAGAGUGAUUAUCUAUAGCCAAGGAAAGUGUCGGGCAUCGUAACAGUAUAGAAGACGCAAAGCGGAGAAAACUCUCGGUUGCAUCGUAAAAAAAAAGCUGCUUUUUAUUAUACAAAAUCAACAAAACGUACGAAGGAAGUGCAUUGCCCUUGGAGUGACUCGAACGCGGAGUUCAAGCUCAAAAUCAACCGAAAAUUAGAUCUUGUUUUAUUGGAGCUAUAAUUCAGGGAGAGGGACGCACGUUUGGUGAGAAUGGCGAUUGAUGUCGCCAAAAGAUGUUGGGUUACGGCAUUGGCCUUAGUUUUAAGCUUGUCGGGCAUCCAUGCUGGUGAACGAUGGUCCCGGCAGCUGACAGAUUAUGGAAAUGUGCAAGGCAGUGAUUGGAUUCCUCUGUCGCGGCCUGGAGAUCGACAGGCUGGUGCUAAGGUGCUCAACUACUUUGACAAUACUGGUUUUCUAGGAAACGAUAACAGUGCCCAACCGCAGCAUCACCAGUUCUCGUACGUGAACCAGCCAUUCGGAGCACAGUCCAGCAGAGUGGUAUUCCCACCGCCUCCAGUUGCACAGCCUCUUCAACAAGAACUAGAACCGGCAUUCAACCAGCCCUUUGGCAGCCAUCAGUCGUUUAUUCAACAUCCACCAUUUGGCGGAGUGCAGACUAUCCAGAGACAUCCACUUCCAGCGUUCAAUCCUCAGCUGCCGAAAGAAAACCUAGUCCAGGAGAAGCCUUCCUUAGUUGAGCAUCAGUAUCAGUUUCCAUCCCAGGCUCAACCACAGACUACGCAUCUUCGACAACCGCCAACUGCUGGUCACCCAGGACAACCUCCAGCUGGAGUGUCCCAAGAAGAAGUUCAACUGCUCUACGUCCCCGUAGAAACCCUGUACAAUCAAAAACAAACGCCCGAAAAUACUCGUUUUAAUUCUUUGCCUCAGCCCGUUAGUGCAUCGCUUAUCAAUGACUUCUAUACAGCAGCGACAACUACGGCUAAACCAAGAACUACGAAUACUCCAUUCACAACCAAAGCUGCUCCGAGUGUUGCGUUGCCCAGCAAACCUAAGCCCAACCAACCUCCACUAGCAAUGUUCAUGUACAACGACGACAAACAAGCCAAGCUUUCCGUUUCAGAUGCUUUAUCGAAUCUUAAGAACGUCAACAACAUUGCCGUAUUGGACAGCCUAAGCAAGAACUUGCCCAAGGUAUUCAUUGGGCCUUCCGGUUUAGCUCCGCCCAAAGGAUACUCCAAAUUCGAGUUGCCAUAUCUCUCCAGCAUUGACCAAACCCGACUCAGUGCCAAGACUGGAGAUCUUCCCUUCUUCGUAGCUCCACAAAGCUACAAGACUCCCGGGGGAUUCUCUAAAAUCCCACUUCCUGCUCCGCACGUUGGGUCUGUGAUUGUACAGCAACCAUUGAUCCAGUCCAACUACUACCGUCAACCGGAGAACAUCGAAUACUACCAACCUGCGACCCUGAAGUUCACAGAUAUCACAACUAAAUCUCCUAUCACUUUACCUGCCAGCAAACCCCAGUACGAUUCGGAUCACUACACUUCUCCAACUUCAAAACCCACCACCGACCGAAGCAACUACAGUCGAGGAAAUACUCAAACUCCACAAGAAUCCUACCGACAACCACAAACAGAGCGCGCCCUUUUCUCUCACUCACCAUUCAACAGCGUCAACACCAACCGACACAUUGUCAACGAAGAAUACUUCAACUUAGCCAAAACCAAGAAACCUACUACCCCAAGCCCAACACAAAGCUACAGCCCCAAGACCUACAAACCCUUCGACUUCAAACCCAUCCCUGAACAGAAGAUUCCUUUGUAUCCAGAAACUGACGACUUUACUACCCAGAGAACCACAACUACGACAGAAAGGCCACACACUUCUCGACAAGAAGAGAACCGCAUGAAAUCUUUCUUCAAAGAGGAAAACUUCCGUAAUCGACGACCUUACACACAGCCCACAGUUGCGUCUACAUACGAAGAACAGGAAGUCACACAACCCGUUCGUGCCAGUCAUGAAAAGGAAGGCCAAUUCGUCCACAAAUUCAAGCUGGUAGAUUCGCAGGACAAUCACGAUACGCUCAAGACUGUCGUUUCAAACCAACCAGCCAACGGAGCGCAACAGGUCAUUCGAAACAAUUACUUCUCACAGAACACCAACGAAGAACCUCCGAAGCAGAAGUUCGUUAGCACAUACUACGCCCCAACAACCACAUCCACGACUUUGGGAACGACUACCCCAGCAGCUUCCUCAACCCUCCAAGAUUCGUUCUUCAAGGAGUUCGAAGAGAAGAGCAAGCAAUACGAACCGGAGACUUCCCGAUUCCCACAAAGUCGUCUGCAAAAUCAGGAAUCAUUCUUGAACCGCUUCACCGAGACGACAUACACCAACAAGUACAAAUACGAAACUAACACCGAUGAUGCUCAUUACCCUGUUGAAGUCGUCACAACUCAGGAACCAAUUAGGCACGAUACGUCCAACGACGUAACAGUUCCUCCAUCGGAGCAGUCGUACAGUAUUCCCUCGGAGCUACCGCCGAUCAGCGCAAACUUACCAGGUUUAGUAAACUCUCUCAUGGAAGACGAAUGGCCACACAAGAAGGGAGAACAGGACUCUUCACCACCAGCUACAACCAAAGGACACUUCCGCAAGCAGAACCACCGCACCACUGAAGCAACCACAACUCCAGAACCAUAUUCCUCGGAAGUCACGACUCGCCGCAUUCGAGGACGACGCCCUACAACUGCCAGCUCUUCCAGUUAUGACUCUGCAGCUCCCACUCGAGCUACAACCGUCAACCGAAGCCGAUCGCGAUAUGUCGCAGCUGAUGGCGAACGAUCGAACAGCAGAUCCCGAACUAGAUCCCGCGCUCAGAGCGGCUCUUCUCGCAAGGAAGAAGAAAACCUCGAAUAUCAGCGCGAUGUACUGAAACAGAACUACCCAGUCAUCCGGCCAAGCUCCGCACCUGGAACAACCACCGCGACCACACCACCCCCGCCACCGCCAACCACGACUACAUCCACAACCCUAGCGACGACCAGUCCUGUAACAUACCAACAGAUCUACGAAGAACAAACCGAACGAUACAAUCCGUACUAUUCCUCGCCGGAACCCCAAAACUACUCCGAGGAACCAGCGAAAUACGAAGAAGUGUCCAUCCCCAAGAAGGAAAUCUUCCACACCGAGAACUAUUACGAACCGGAAGUAACCACGACGUUGCCACAGACUACCUACAAGCAGCUGUACAGCCCAGAACCAACCACGGAAGAAAUCGACGACGAAUCCGUACGCGUCCUGCCCGUUGACCACCCGGUUGAACCUAAACGCGAGAAACCCGUUGAAAUUCAGCGUGAAAAACCCGCCGGCGCCAUCCAGACUCAAUUACCACGGCGACAACCGGCCCGGCAACCAUCCUACCAGCUGCCAGAAGAACAACAUCCAACCCCCUCGUACAACAGCCACGAAGACGAAAUGGAAAUCCGCAAGGUGGAAAUCACUCCGCGACCCAGACGACCACUAUCCCGACAACCAGUCUACUCACCCAGAACUACGGCCCACACGGAGCGACCGACCACGGAACGUACCACGCCCGAACCGUCAUCAUCAUCAUCAUCGUCCAGAGGGUCAUCUGUCCAGCGCCGUCCAGCGUUCGUGCGACGACCCGCUAGACCGCUGUACACGACGACCCCUGCCCCGACGACGACCUUCUCGAGCCGAGGCGUGUCCACCGGCGACGACGAACAGCCCACGCAAGGAUCUUACACCGUGCGUCCCAAGAGUCGCCAGGACAUCCUCCGCGGAAGAACCCGACGGCCAGUGACGACCACCGUAGCCACCACUACCACCGCUUCUCCAGAGCCUCCGGUCACUAGAGGGUUUGCGAGAAAUAAGGACCUGAGAAGGGUGUCUCCGACCAGUCGAUCUAGACAAGAACCACGAGAACGCGAACGUGACCAACGCGACCAACCCGCAGAGACGACAACGACGCAACCGCCGCGAUUCCGCAUCCGAGAGCGCACGCGCUUCAACCUGCAGCCGCAGGAAUCGCAAUGGUCGACCAAGCUGACGCAGAACUCGUUCCAACCGGUGCAGGACAUCGAGUCGCGCAGCAAGAACUACGAGGGGGAACGAACGACGGCCACCGAGCCGGAAACGGAAAUUGUAACCGCCAGUGCACUGCAGCAGCACCAGGAGGACGUCCAGCUGAUCAGCGUAUCGGCCAACAUGGGCGGCGCACCGACGGCACAGGACGGCAAGGAACGAGGAAACGCCAAGCACGGCAGUGACGUUGUGGCGAAACAGGUGGAACUCAGCCAGGAGCCGCCGCGAGCGGAAGAGGACGAGGAGAAUAGCAACUCCCCCUCAUUUGCUGAACUGCUCAACGACGUGAUGAAGGAAUACAUCGACACUAACCUCCAGCAGGGUGAAACGGAAAGCAAACCCGCAGAAAAUGAAGUGCUCCUAGAAGAACCCAAACCCGUCACCAGCGAACCGCCACGUGCUUCCGGCGAACGCAAACCCUACAACAUUCGGUCCAACUUCCGCAAACGGGGUCGCUCCCACGCGGUAGACACCUUCGAAACAGCCGAAUCGCAGCACAUCAACAGCCACGUGUACAACACGGCCGGCUUCGAAUCGCUCAAGACCAUCGACAAGGCUGCCCUACAGGGUAAGAACUUGGCCAACGAAGCCAAGGGAAGCAACGUGGUACCGGAAGCUCCGGUGACAACUACAACCACCACAACGGAAGCACCGGCGACCGAUCUUCCGGAAACGACAACGUACGGUGCACAGGACACUACCCCUCUCUAUGAAACGACAUCCAUUCUACCGACUGAAAGGGAAGUUACCACGGCGAUUCCUACGCUGGAGGCACAAUCCGACGACGAUGAACACCAGUUCUCGACGGAGCAGUUCUACGACGACGAGCAGGAUCAAAUCGAAGACGAAACCGAUCAUCAGCAGGGCAUUUUCGACGACGUAAAAAAACAGCUUUCCGAUCUAUUUGCCAUGGCCGAAAACGAUCCGGAAACGGAGGAAGUCGAAGACGACGAAGAACAGUACAGGCCGGUGGCCAUGGCCAGCUACCAUGAAACAGAACAAGCCAGCACAGAAAAUCCCAUCACGAGCACCACGAUAUCGUCAGACGCCGUGGCGCCAGCUGCGAGCGAGAACCGGCAAGAAGCGGCGACGGACGUGGCCGCCAAAAGCGCCUCCGACGAUGCCAUGGGCCCGAUGGCCAUCCCAACGUCCACCUCCAAUGGUAUCACCCAUGAAACGGAAAUCUGCUACCGGGGGCGAUGCAUCAAAACCGACGAGAAGAAGCCCAAGAAGAGCAAGUUCAAGCAGAACUGAGCUUUGGCAGGGGGCGAAAAUUUAGUC